This is a messenger RNA of Arachis duranensis, 831 nucleotides long. RefSeq lists its product as uncharacterized. The transcript has a single exon. Bases 1 to 831 code for a protein of 276 amino acids. NCBI's taxonomy places the organism in Eukaryota, Viridiplantae, Streptophyta, Magnoliopsida, Fabales, Fabaceae. The record is from RefSeq and is a predicted model, not a curated record.
AUGGGUCAGGACAUAAGUGAGUUGAAAAGCUUUAGGGAUGAUGUGAGAUCUACCUUAAGGAACCAUGGUGAAAAACUCAAGAGGAUAGAGUCUCGAGUAGGAGAGCUAUCUCAACAGGCCCCCAAGUCAACUGCAGUGUUCCCUAGUGACACAGAAAAGAAUCCUAAAGGGGAACAAAAGGGAGUGAGAUGGGAGGAAUGCAAGUCCAUCACCAUAUUGAAGGAAGUCUCAGAAGAAGAAGGAAUCAGACCCUCAGAACAGGAGCCAGAAAUCUUGAAGGAAGGUGUGGAAGAAGCUAAGCAGGAAAGUGAAACUGAGCAAGUCAAGGAACUGCAAAAUAAAGGCAUGCUGGAAACAUACCAACCAAAAGCACCAUUUCCUCAGAGGUUAGGAGGAGGUGAAAAAGGGAAAACAUAUUCAAGGUUUUUAGAGACAUUUAAGUCUCUCGAUAUCAAUAUUCCCUUUCUUGAGAUUCUCCAGCAGAUGCCUACACAUAUCAAGUAUUUGAAGGAAUUGCUGAGCAAGAAAAGAGUUUUGAAGGGAGGACAAACUGUAAUAAUGAACAAAGAAUGCAGUGCCCUCAUCAAGAAGGACAUAGUCUCUAAGAAAACAGACCCAGGAAGUUUCCAUAUCCCUUGCAUCAUAGGGGAAACAAAAAUUGACAGAGGACUCUGUGAUCUAGGAGCUAGCAUAAAUGUGAUGCCUCUGACUCUUAUGAAGAGACUACAACUAAAUGAGGUGAGAUCCACUGAUGUAAUCAUACAACUGGCCGACAAAACUCAAAAGCAAGCUGUAGGGGUAGUUGAGAAUGUGCUGGUGAAAGCAAGCUGA